GACCGUUUGCAUGGUAAUGUCUGUGGUCUACAUCCUGUAGCCGUAUACACUGGCAUUUUGACGGAAGCAUUCUCCUACUACAACAGAAUAGACGCUGGUCGCUAAACCACGUGCCAGUGGCUCACCUUGUGUCACCGUCGCUGCGAGCAGCCACGGCACAACUCGCACUCACACCCCAUCCCUACCUCCCUACCUCACGCAAUGAGCUUUCAGGACAUCGAAACCGGGCUCGCACAGCGACCAACCUCGCCUCGCAAUGUUGUGCCUCAGUCGCAGGAAGAGGCCGCGUUCCUGAACCUCCAGUCGUCGCUCUCCCUCCAGGUCUUCAAGAUUAACUCGAAUGUCCAGGGGAUUCUGAAGCUGGUGGACCAGCUUGGCACGGCGCGGGACUCGCCAAACCUGCGGAAGUCUCUCCAUGACCUGACAGAGUCUACCCGUGCGAUGGCGAAGCGCGGUUCGGAUGACCUGAAGAAGUUAUCUGCAUUACAGGCCACUCUGCCUCGGCAUAAGACGUCGUUGCAGAAGACCUCGCACGACUUCCAGUUGUCUCUAGUUGCCUUCCAGCGAGCGCAGCAGGUCAGCGCAGAACGGCAGCGCACAGUCGUGCAGGGCGUGAAGAUGGCAGUCGAGGACGAAGCUGCAGCUGCCGAAGAACGGCCCUCCAGCCCCACGCCCUCACAACGGCAAGCGCAGAUGCUCCAGAACCAGUUCUCCCCACAGGAGCUCGCGUUCCAGGAGUCGCUGAUCCAAGAGCGCGAGGCCGAGAUCCGCGAGAUUGAGACGGGCAUCCACGAGCUGUCCGAGAUCUUCCGCGACCUCGGCACCCUCGUCCAGGAGCAGGGCGGCAUGCUCGACAACAUCGAGUCGAACAUAUCCUCGAUUGCAGUCGACACCUCCGGCGCAGCAGAAGAGCUGCAGUCCGCGCACGAGUACCACGCAAGGCUGGGCGGCGCGCGCUCUGCCUCAUGCUCAUCCUGUCGUCGUCGUCGCGUCGUCCUCCUCGCAAUCUUGUCGUGACCGUGACGACGACGUUGUACGCUGACGAGCGAAUGUCAUACCCGGCGGGCGGAUGGAUGUUUUGCGAAUUCCUUGUACUUGAUGUUUUGUUCCGCUCUUUUGGCGUUCUGGCUUGCUGGCCACUU
Fomitopsis serialis is the source of this 1142-nucleotide messenger RNA. Its product is annotated as t-SNARE. Bases 202 to 1017 code for a protein of 271 amino acids. Gene Ontology annotation, molecular function: SNAP receptor activity; SNARE binding. Lineage: Eukaryota; Fungi; Basidiomycota; Agaricomycetes; Polyporales; Fomitopsidaceae. The transcript is spliced from 7 exons. The record is from RefSeq and is a predicted model, not a curated record. Gene Ontology annotation, biological process: vesicle fusion; Golgi to vacuole transport; intracellular protein transport. Gene Ontology annotation, cellular component: membrane; SNARE complex; endomembrane system.